GAACAAGUUAAGAGAGCAUGAUUGGCACCCAGUUGGAUCAAGUGACUUUGGAUAACCUUCUCCUCCCAUCACCGGUUGGAUCAAACUAUUUAUAUGAUGUGACUUCAGUUCUUAGGUUAUUGAAAUCAUUCAUCAGCAAAGAGGCGUGUUUUGUUCCCUUAACUCGAAUAACGAAAAUUACAAGCUUGAUAGAUUUGAGGCAUGUUGUGUUUAGUUAACUCGAAUGAGGAAAAUUACAAGCUUGAUAGAUUUGAACAUAACCGAAGUAGCUCCUCAUCCAUGUCAAAAACCUUCCAAGUGCCUUGCCCUGGUCAGAUCGCUCCCGAGUUUGCUAGGGACUCGUAUGAUUCAAUAUACUAUGCCAAGGUUAUGUAUCUUGAGGUCGGUCGAAGGUUAUUUGAAGUCAAAAAGAUGAAAGUAUGUAGUGGGCUGAGCUACGAGAAGCUGUCAUUUGAGGCUUGUAGCCACCUUGCUCGUAAUAAAAAUUUCUCUUCAAAAUCUCCUGGACAAGCUCUCAUCACAUAGCAAGUGAAGCUCUAAAGCUUG
Solanum stenotomum is the source of this 546-nucleotide messenger RNA. Its product is annotated as BTB/POZ domain-containing protein At3g22104-like. Lineage: Eukaryota; Viridiplantae; Streptophyta; Magnoliopsida; Solanales; Solanaceae. The transcript has 2 exons. The coding region runs from base 202 to 525 and encodes 107 amino acids. The record is from RefSeq and is a predicted model, not a curated record.